Molecule: messenger RNA, 1153 nt
Organism: Oldenlandia corymbosa var. corymbosa
Lineage: Eukaryota; Viridiplantae; Streptophyta; Magnoliopsida; Gentianales; Rubiaceae
Source: the annotation of a GenBank genome assembly
GAUAAAUUAAGUCAAAAUAAUUGGGCAUUGUAAUCUACUCACUAAUUGUCCCAUUGACCUUUGGAAUAAAAAUGCUACCUUGGAGAAGCAAAAAAUGAAUUCGACACUUGGGGGAUAUAGCUCUUCCCCCAAGUCACACGCACAACACAAAGCCUUCUUCGUUCAUCAUCAAACCCAUAUGGAUUUUACUAGCCCGGUUGAUUCUUUUUGGAGCAAGUUUACAUCAUAGGUUUUUCCGUCGUGGUUCUCGUCGUGCUUAUGAUCAUCUCCUAUAUUUCUUACAAGUGUAAUCGAUCCUGGUCUUCCGAUGAUCAUCAUCAUACGGCCUCAAGUUCCUCUCUUUCCCUCCCGCCGGUUCACUCAAUCAUCAUAGCCCCACAAGACGGCGGCGGCCGCGGAGGUUUAGAUGAUUCGGCACUUGUAAACUACCCGAAGUUUUUGUAUUCUCAAGUGAAACAGGUGAAAGGGUAUGAUCAGGUGGAAGAAGGAGAAGAAGAAGACGCGAAAAAUGGUGUGGGGACAUCGGGGUGCUCGAUUUGCUUGGGAGAUUACAAAGAUUCCGACAUGCUGAGGUUGUUGCCGGAAUGCGGACAUCUAUUUCACCUGGGAUGUAUUGAUCCUUGGUUGAAGCUUCGCCCCACUUGCCCUAUUUGCCGCUGUUCAUCCCCGGUGGUUACUCCUCUCGCCGACGUCGUUCCCUUGUAUCUACAACAUCCUAACUCCUGAAGACGAUUUUCUCUCUUAGAUAUUCCUUACAUUCUUUUUAUUACUGAUUUUGCUUUACAAAUUGUUGUAUAAAAAAACCAAAGAAAAAGUUUUUAAGGUAUACUAUCUUUCAAGAUAUUUUCAUUAUUUUUAGAUAUCGUGACAAAGUCAGUAAACGUGACUAAUUCUCUAGUUGAUUUGUAUUUUUCGUAUUAUUAGAUCACCUUAGGAAGGUCACAAUACUUCAAUUCAUAAUGUUAUAGGUGUACAAUUUAGUCAAUCAGAUUUCGUAGGUACGUAAUUGCCCUGCAAUUGGGAUGCUGGAUUCUAAGGGGUGUGUUUUUUUUUUUUUCUUUCUUUCUUUGUUCUUUCGUGGGAGAGUUGCAUUGAUUCAUAUAAUAUAUGAGAGUAUAUUAUUUUGUUGUAUACAUUUGACUUUUGGUGUGUG